This is a messenger RNA of Oryctolagus cuniculus (rabbit), 734 nucleotides long. Lineage: Eukaryota; Metazoa; Chordata; Mammalia; Lagomorpha; Leporidae. The record is from RefSeq and is a predicted model, not a curated record.
AUCUGUAGUGGAAUUGCAACAAAGCGGUAGCUACUGUUGCCGCAGUUGUAUCUUCUGCUUCACGAUGUUUCCUGUGGUCAGAAAUGCGCUAAGUCGUCUCCAAGUUCGAAGCAUUCAACAAACAAUGGCAAAGCAGAGCCACCAGACACGUACACCUGAGUUUCAUGACAAAUAUGGUAAUACUGUAUUAGCUGGUGGAGCCGCGUUCUGUAUUGCUGUAUGGACAUAUACAGCAACACAAAUUGGAAUAGAAUGGAACCUGUCCCCUGUUGGCAGAGUCACCCCAAAGGAAUGGAGAAAACAGUAAUCAUCCUGUCGCGUCCCUCGACCAGCAAGGAAGACGCAACCCGAACUCUUCUUCAAGCAGUUUAUUCAGGAACCUUGAACAAGCUUCUUCUUCCGCCUCCUUCCCUCUCCCAUCCCUCUUAUAGCCAUCAGCACACCAAUCAAAAGCAGCCAAGUGGCAAGGAUUGAUAGGUACAGCAAUGCGGAAGCCGGAAGGGAGCUCAGCCAUCUCCUUAUUAGGAGUUGUUUGUUUCUCGCCAGUCCUUCCGGGAGAAAGGAGCCGGCGCCAUCUUUAGGAUGCCGUGCAAGGGCUCCCCACAUCAUCCCAGCUGGUGUAAUACUGAAUUGCUUGAAAACCAACUCAUAAGUGAUGCCAAGUAAAAGCACUGUACCAGUCAAAAUAUUGCAUUAUUGAAGAAAUAAAGUAAAUUUGAAACAUUAAAAAAAAA